Adineta steineri is the source of this 477-nucleotide messenger RNA. NCBI's taxonomy places the organism in Eukaryota, Metazoa, Rotifera, Eurotatoria, Adinetida, Adinetidae. The record is from the annotation of a GenBank genome assembly.
AUGAACGGGAGUAGUAGAACAUUUUGGCCUUUAGUAGCAGCCGUUGGUCUUGGUGUUAGUUUCGUUGGAUAUUGUGUGUAUUUUGAUCGAAAACGACGAAGUGCACCGGAUUUUCCUGAAAAAUUGAAAGCUAAACGAAAGAAACAACAACAACGUGGUGGUGGUAGUAGUAGUUCACACAGUGAUCUUGACACUAGUAAUCCAGAGGAUAUGCGUCGUUAUUUUCUUGAACAAAUUCAACAAGGUGAAGAUUGUCUAUCUCGUGGCGAUCUCGAUAAUGGUGUUGAUCAUUUAGCAAAAGCAGUUGCUGUUUGUAGUCAACCUCAAAAUCUAAUGGCGUUAUUUCAACAAACAUUACCACCUGAAUUAUUCCAAGAAAUAAUCAUGCGUUUACCAAGAAUUGCUCAAUCAGUACAUGGUUCGGCUUCAUCAUCUGCUCUUGGUAGUGCGAUUUUGACUGAACCAGACCUUGAAUAG